AGAGGUCCAUCUAUGUGAUGUCACUGGUAAGAGCUGUCAUUUGUCUUUGGUGUUGUGAAAGAGGGAGCUUCAGGGGGUGAUGAGGGAGGUGUGAAAACAGGGCCAGAAAUACACGAGGGGAAGCUGAAAGAAAAUUACAAGGGAGAAAAGGGUAGGAGUAAAUUUACAAGAGGUGCAAGGGAAGGGAGAGGAGGAAUUGUACAGGGUGGGGUGUGCGAAGAGAGGGGACACCGGUGGGGAAAGGCAAGGUUUAGGAGUUGAGAAACAAAACGAGGUUGAAAUGAGAGGGAGGGAUAGUUAAAGGGGGUGCUAAAUAGAACGGGUCAGAUACCACGCGGUGGGGGUGGGGGCACAGGGUGUAAACUGGGAAAGGAAGAUAAUUGAAAGCAGAGAAAUAAUCGGGGAGGGGAGUUUUCUUAUGAAAAGCUAACAAAUUACUGAUUAAGCAGGGAAAAUAAUCAGGAGAUGAUAUAGUUGGAAAAGUGGAAUAGGGUUGGACAAAAACCAGCAUGGAAUGUAAUUGAGGGAAGAUCAAAUGAGGGGAGCAAACAGAAAAGUCAUUGGAGACUUUAGACAAACAAUCCAAGCAAGACAAAGGAAGGUAGAGAGAGAGAGAGAGAAAAAAACACAGGAGCAACCAACAGAGCAAAGACUGUAACAAGAAGCAACUAACUCAGAGGAAACAGGGCAAAUAAUAAUGAUGUCCAGCGAGUGCUGACACAACAGGAAAGUAGAACGGACUGGUGGGGUGGAGAGAGCAAAGAGCAGACGAGGCAUACACAGGAAAACAAACACCACAGUACAAAUUAGGGUGAGAGGACAAAGCAUAAGAAGUGUAGGUUAAACACCAGGCAGAUAUAAACAGACUGCAAGAGGAAUAUAAAUAGAGUGCAAGAACAGAGUCAACAGAACAGAGAAACUGCAAGAGGAGUGCGCACACGAGGUGCUUCAGUAAGUACGGUGACACAGCAAAAAGUCACCAGAAACUGCUCGAGUACCGCAAACACCAAGAGCAGGACUUAUUCUACAUUUACGUGCUGUUGCUAAGCUAUCGAGAAGAAAGACGUGCACACAAACGAAGAGGAAACUGAGUGAAACGAAAAGGCAGGGACUGGCGAAAAAGUGUACAGUUGACACUCAGCACUAAACUGCCAGAUGUCGCCAGAAUCUCUGGUUGUUAGUAUGGGACUUGUACAAGAAGAAAGCAAGCAAAGUAUCUCUACUGCUCGCCAGUAGGCCAGUGGCAGAGGCAAAGCGCAGGAGGCUGGAGAUGAACGGUAGAUGUUGCAGUUAGGUAACGUACUACAAAUUGAGACAAACGAGACUGUUGGCUCCACAGACUGCUUUAAUUAACAAAGCGAAGGCUAUUUACUGGACUGGAUAUCCGAACUCUGGACGGUGGGAGAUCUCAUCCGUAGAAUGAUACCAGAAAAACAGAAGAGCUGCUCAUGGAUUACAGGAGGAAUGGAGAAAGGCUUGCCCCGAUCAGCAUCAGUGGGACUGGAGUUGAGAGAUUGUUUACACAGGGCAGCUCUGAGGAAUGUAAUUUUUAAAAAUGGCGAGGUUUGAGACUUACCAGGAAUACCAGAGGCUUGUGGGGGAUGAGUAUGAAGAGGAUUCUCCACCUGGUGAAGAUCUAUUGGUUCAUGUUCCAGAGGGACUCAAAGAUUCGUGGCAUCACAUUAAGAACCUGGAUAAUUUCUUCACAAGAAUAUAUCAUUUCCACCAGAAGAAUGGCUUUGCCUGCAUGAUGCUCUCUGAGUUCUUCGAACUGGUGCAGUUCUUGUUUGUUGUGCUUUUCACUACUUUCCUAUUCAACUGUGUGGAAUAUGAUGUGCUGUUUGCAAAUAAGUUCAUAAACCAUACUGGAUCUGGGUACCCAGAGAGGAAUAAAGUCACUCUGCCUGAUGCUAUUCUACCCACUGAAGAAUGUACCACAAGGAUUCGAAACAAUGGCUGGAUUAUCUUCCUCCUGAUUAUGGCUGCUGUCUUCUGGGUCUAUCGGUUGGUCAAAGUUAUCUGCAACCUCUUGAGCUACUGGGAAAUCAGAACGUUCUACAUCAAAGCAUUGAAGAUUCCCACGAUCGAACUGUGCAAUUAUACGUGGCAGGAGGUGCAGGCUCGCCUGAUCCAGCUGCAGCGGGAACACCAGAUGUGCAUCCACAAGAAGGAGCUGACAGAGCUGGACAUUUACCAUCGCAUUCUGCGUUUCAAGAACUACAUGGUGGCCAUGGUGAACAAGUCUCUGCUGCCCGUCCGCCUCAGCAUCCCGUUCCUGGGCGACAUCGUCUUUUUUUCCCAGGGCUUGAAGUACAACUUUGAACUGAUCUUCUUCUGGGGCCCUGGCUCCCUGUUCCAGAACAAGUGGAACCUUCAUCCCAAGUAUAAACGCUCCAGCAGCCGCUUGGAGCUGGCCCAGCAGCUCAGCCGGAUGGUGCUGCUGAUGGGUGUUGCCAACCUCCUGCUCUGCCCCUUCAUUCUAGUCUGGCAGGUCCUCUAUGCCUUCUUCAGCUACACUGAGGUGAUCAAGAGGGAGCCGGGUAGCUUGGGAGCCCGUCGCUGGUCCCUGUUUGGCCGCCUCUACCUCCGGCACUUCAAUGAGUUGGAUCAUGAGCUACAAGCCCGCCUCAGCUGUGGCUACAAACCUGCUGCCAAAUACAUGAACUCCUUCACUUCGCCACUUCUGAUGGUCAUUGCCCAGAAUCUGGCCUUCUUCUCAGGCUCCAUCCUGGCUGUCCUGAUCGCCCUCACUGUCUACGAUGAGGAUGUGCUGACGGUACAACACAUCCUAACCGCCAUUACGGUGCUGGGCAUUGUAGUGACGGUGUGUAGGUCUUUCAUACCAGAUGAAUACAUGGUGUGGUGCCCAGAGCAGCUUCUGCAGUGUGUUCUUGCCCACAUUCACUACAUGCCUGACCAUUGGAAGGGAAACGCAAAUAAAUCAGAGACCCGGGAUGAGAUGGCACAGCUCUUCCAGUACAAAGCGGUGUUUAUUCUGGAGGAGUUACUCAGCCCCAUCAUCACUCCGUUUGUGCUGAUCUUUUCCUUGCGACCCAAAUCCCUGGAGAUCAUUGACUUCUUCCGGAACUUCUCGGUGGAGGUGGUUGGAGUUGGCGACAUCUGCUCCUUCGCACAGAUGGAUGUCCGCAAGCAUGGAAAUCCAAUGUGGCAGUCAGAAGGCCAAACUGAGGCCAGUGUCUACCAGCAGGCGGAGAAUGGGAAGACUGAACUCUCUCUCAUGCACUUCACCAUCACCAACCCUCGCUGGCAUCCACCACAGGACAGCUCGGUCUUCAUCAGCCACCUGAAGGACAAAGUGCAACAUGAUGCAGCUGCCGGGCUUCCUGCCCAGCACCUCCUCUCUGACACUCCACUCUGCAGCUCACUUCUCUCCAACGAGUCUGCCAAUGUUCCUGAAAAUCUCAUCAUGAGCUUGCUGACACACUCUGCCCUGCCUGGCUCACCGCUGAUGGGCAGGGAUGGAUUUCCUGCACAGUCUUGCAGUACAGCAUCUGCUGCUGCCAGUGUACUGGCCUCGCUGUCCUCCUCUCACCAUCCGGCCCGCACAAGAUCCCACACACUUCUGGUGGAGAAUGGUGCCGAGAGUUCCCUGUACCGCAGUGACAGGACCAUCAUUGAAGAGAGUGUGACAGAGAGUGCUGGCUCAGGCAGAUCCCUACUUCUCGCUAACAUUGCUUCCACAGAAAUGAGUCUACAUGCUAUCUACAUGCAUGAGCUCCACCAGCAGACAGUACAGCCGCAACAGAUGGGACCAAGGUCACAGGUCCACAGCUUGAUCACUGAGCAGCCCACUGCUCCAGUACCUCGGUUAAGUUCACCUGAAACACUAAGGGCCCAUUCGCAACUCCAUCUCGGCGGCUGGACAGAGGAGGCAGAUGGACAGCUUCUUGAUGCUGGUCCCAGGGGCUCAGAAACGGAAGUGCCUUCUCAGGUAAACAGGGUUUAACUAUUCGGACGGAACAGAUUUGCUGGCUGUAAGGUUUCCCGAGGUGGUGGUGAGUUUCCUGCCACUUUUCCAAGGACUGUGGUUGGCGAGUGGAGAACUUUCCCUGUGCUUGCAUUGCACCGAAGAGUGGCUCGAUGUCUUCCAGUACCUCUGCUAUGUUUGUUGCGAGUGCUGUUGGAUGUGCAGAGUGCACCACUGACUCUUCCUACAAACUGAUGGAAUUAUUUCAGAGGGUUUUUCUUUAAAAUUGCAAAAGAUGAACCAUUGUUUGUGGCAUUUGUCCCCUGUAGGAGUGGCUCUGACUAAAGCAAGGACCAGUAACAUGCCCUGCAGGGGAGGGAGAAGGGUGAGCAAAAAUUGAAACAAUGGAUCAUUGUCACCCACCCACACCAGACUUGUUCACCUCCCUCCCACCCCAACUUCUUGCCCUCUUUCCACCCUAGUGCUCUAUCUCUACAGUGGGUCAGAUGAUCCCCCUUCUCCCUGGAUCAGAUACCACUCCCUUCUCCCUCCAUGUCCAUAGAGGAGAUGCAUUAGUGCUGUCUAAGCACAGUGGGAGUGGGUGGAAGGACGCCAGGUAUUUUGAAUGCUGGGAUCAGCCUUUUGUAUUGUGCCACCUCCACUCACCAACUCACUGCUUCUGCCAAACCCACCUCAGUUGUGGGUGGACGUCAUUGAGAAUAACAGGCAUGGCAGCAAUUUUUUAAAAAUCCUAAUUACGCAAAACCUAUUCCUGGUUUUCCAGUAAAGAUUCACUGGGCAGCGAUUAGAAGUAAAAGCUUUCUCUUUGUGUUUGGAACCCCACCCUGGCAUAUUGAAGUGACUGAGCUGAGGGACACCCAGUUAAGCAGCCCUCCAUUGGAGGUACCUGUCUCCUCUGAAGCAUUGGAGAAUCCAGCUCAGACCCAGCAGAAGGGCUUGUGCAGCAUGGAAAGAGGCCAUUUGGUUCCUAGUCCCUGUGUCAAGUUACUCAGUAUUACCCGGAUCCUGGUUUCUCCCCGUUUGUCGUAUUCCUGCAGUCCCAAUGAGUUUUCUGAAUGGAUGUGCUUCUAUUCUAGGCAGUGUGUUCAUUAUCACUGCAAUUGCCUGCGUAAAGGAACAUUUCCUCAUCUGCUCUCUGGUUCUCCCCCACCCACAGUUACCUUAGUCCUGCUUCCCUGGUCACCACCCUCCUGUCUCUGGAAACUUGUUUUUUCACAAUUUGCAAACACUACUGAAUCUCCCUGCAACACUUUUUGCUCUCUUGAUGACAAAUGGUUUCCACGUGUAUGUUAAGGACAGUAUCAGUGUGGAUCUGGAGCACGGGAACUCUUGGAAUAAUUAUCUCACUAUCCGCAGCAACAUCAUUUCCAGCUCCGUCACCUCAGUCUCAGGAUCUGUGUCACAAGCUUUCCAAUUUCUUUUGAGGCGAGCUUACAAUUUACCACAGCGUUAGAUUUAUUUCAUGCCAGCACACAUCAGUCAGGGUCUCAGAUUUGUGACUUUGUCCUACACCAGCUGUAUACUGCCUGGUUUUGAAGCUCCAUUCUGUACUCGCCCAAAGCAGGAACAUGCUUGCUCUAGUGGGGAUUCCUCUGGAACCAAUGGGGAGGUGAUCGGAUAGGUAAAAGCAGAUGAAAAAAUGGGUGACAGAAAGUCACUUCUCAUAAAUGGGCUGCAGAUAGAACUUUACUCUGUAUGUAACACACGGGACAGUGGAGAAGGAGCGUUACUUUCUAGCCCAUGAGUGUGUGACAGGACAGUACAGUGAAAUCUUUAAUCGGUUUCUACUCUGCCCUUUUUUUAAUUGCAAAAAAUGUGUUUAUUGCAACUUUACAUUUCUACAAUACUACAACAAAAAUACUGAGACAACAACAGUGACUAAUAGAAAUGAAGUUAAAAUAUUCCUAUCCCUAUCUAGGAUGCCAUUUAUCCCCUACAGUCUGAGAACACCUCCAUGGUACCCCCGGACUCUGCAUGAUCCUUUCCCACAGUUACUCAGGCACGAUAUAACCCCCACCCCCGCCUCUGAAUAUU
Messenger RNA from Hypanus sabinus (Atlantic stingray), 5983 nucleotides. It is a transcript of the gene atg9b, whose product is annotated as autophagy related 9B. The record is from RefSeq and is a predicted model, not a curated record. Gene Ontology annotation, biological process: autophagy of mitochondrion; protein localization to phagophore assembly site. Gene Ontology annotation, cellular component: autophagosome; phagophore assembly site. The transcript is spliced from 16 exons. NCBI's taxonomy places the organism in Eukaryota, Metazoa, Chordata, Chondrichthyes, Myliobatiformes, Dasyatidae. Bases 1556 to 3967 code for a protein of 803 amino acids.